UUAAACCCGUGGGGUUCAGAUGGCAGAGCAGUAUAACGCGUGCCCAUGUUCCAAAAACAAACCUACUCAGGGUUUGAGAAAGAAUAUAAAAGAGCUGACAGUGGGAACAGUGGGCUGAAUUUUAAAAAGGUUUCUGAAGUGCGCUGAGGAAGGAUUCAAAACAGGUUGGGGGUGGGGGAGAGGCAGGACUUGUUCUGUCAGUGAGUAACUCGCGUAUCCGACAGAAGACAUCCCUCAGUGGUCAGAGUGAGAAUGGGAUCGCACUGCCCUGUUUGUUUGUUGCUAUACAAUCCUGGGAUCAUCCUCUGACGAGUUUCGGAGAAAAGAAUGGACUUUCACCAGCAAGGGCCUCAUGCAGACAGGCUGACGGGGGUGCGAGCAAACCUACAUGGAAAAGUCAUCCAGAACUGCAGUCCUCACUGCUGAACCAGAUUCUUAUCAACAGCACCUAUUUUCGGGGGUGGGAGGAGAGAAGAGGCAGCUUCGCACCACGAAUUUCUACUCAGCGGCAAAGCUAAAGAGGGGUUUUGUUUACACUAGUGACCAGGAGGUUAAUCUUCAUCCAUUGGAGAUUCCAGACAUUCCCAGUGGGUUGGUACCCCAAGGUGAAAACUGCAGCUUCACAUUGGGCAACUGGUACAAGCCAUAGCCCAGCCAAGCUAGCAAUUUGCUGAAAGAGGCCAAGUGACGUCACUAUGUGGAGUUGUGUAGGUUCUAAUGGAACAGUAAACAGCGUGGAUCAGCAGUUCUGCUACGACCUUGAAUUGGUCUUUUCCAUCCUCUCCAUCAUUUACCUCAUCAUCUGCUUCCCUUUCAGCAUUUGCUACAAUUCCUUGCUGGUCCUUGUUAACCUCUACAACAAGCCAUCAAUGACUAUGCCUGAUGUUUACUUUGUCAACAUAGCAAUCGCAGGCCUCAUCCUCAGCCUUGUGGCUUUGACACAGCUGCUGGGCCCAGACAAUCCACAGUGGGCUGUAUGGACAUUCAAUAGGGAGGUCUACAUCACCUUGCUAAUAUUGUUUAACAUCUCAGCUUUGGUGACCAUGUACUCUACCACUUUGCUCAGCUUGGACUACUACAUUGAGCAAGCUUUGCCAAGAACUUACAUGUCCAGUGUCUACAAUACCAAGCACGUCUGUGGGUUUAUCUGGGGAGGGGCUGUCCUCACCAGCUUUUCAUCUCUUCUGCUGUACGUGUGCAGCCAUGUUCCGAAGAUAAUUGAGUGUUCGAAAAUACAGAAUAAAGAAGUGGCAGAUACCAUCAUGGUGUUUAUCGGUUUCUUUGUGCCUGCCAUAGCAGUGCUGUAUGCCUUGAUACUAAUUCUCCGAAUACGGAACCAGUCCACUCCUCUUGAUCAAGAUUCUGCAAGACUGGAUCCUUCUACACACAAAUUGCUGGUGGCCACAGUCUGCACUCAGUUUAUACUGUGGACCCCUUAUUACAUGACACUGUUGGUUCACAUUACGUUAAACUCUAAAGGAUCAGACUUGAUAACACAGUAUCAUGUUUACUAUUUUGUUAAGGGCUUAUCUAAGCUGCUGGCUUAUUCAUGCAGCUUUGUUAUACCACUACUCUAUACUUACAUGCACAAAAACUUCACCAACAAACUGAGGCAGCUAGUCAGAAAACUGGACUGUUGGACUGAAGGAUGCUCUCACCAACACUCAGAAGUGCAGCAACAAGUUUUUCUGAGCGAGAGCUAAGGUUCCUUCAAAAGGUAUGCAUCUUCACAAAUCAAGGCGGAACAAAAACUAUUGCAGUACUGGUCCUAAGGGCAAUAACCCUGCAGCACCUGAUAUUAACUACAGCAUAAGCUGGACAAUUCCAUCGUAGUGGGAGUUCUUUAGAUUAAAGAGAUCCAAUACUAUUUCAUCAUGCAACAUUACUCUGGCCUGUAUUAACCAAAGCUCAAUACUCAGUCCAGCAAUGGAAUAUAUUUUUCGGUUUUUAUAAUGAUUCUUUGCAUCUGAAGCUGUGUCAACAGUUAGUGGAAUGUGCAAGCUAGCAAAAAUGGUGAAACCGAACUAUCAAAAGGCUUGUCUGCAUCAGGCUCAAUGAAAGUGUUUUGUUUGGCUGAGUAACAAGCAAAUAAAAACCUGUCAAUCAGGCCUUGAAUUGGGGUCCACUGUCUGUAUGUCCCGAAGCAACAAGAAGAGCUGAUGAGAAUCCAGAGGGGCAAAGAAUGUUUCCAGUUGUGAUAAGCUACUCAGACAGGGUGACCAGUGAACUCUGUCCACCGUUCUGAAUAUACUCAAUUAAAGUCGACCAACUGAAUGAUUUAUUUUUGAGUUUGAAGGCUGUCUUGCUGAAAGUCUUAUCAAAAUGAAAAAGUUAUAGGCUGUGUUCAAAGAUCUGUGGAUCAGUCUCAGUAAAUGAUGGGACAUCGUCAACCAUUGUAAUAUAAGCAUAAUUCAUUUUUGACAGCCAGUUUCAAUGAAGGUCUCCACAACUGAGCCUAUUCAGACACCUCAAAACUGUCAAUGACCCAAUGGGCUGUGGUCAGCUUCACAAACAGAAAAAGGCAUAAUUUCUCAUUGCUACUAUUCCAUUUGUUAAACAUAUGAAUGUUAACUAAAUUGUGAAUGAUAACUUUGCAUUUGUAGAUACAUAACUAUUGACCACAGUUCAUAGACAAAGCACGAAGGUACAAAAUAGUCUAAUGCUAUUUAUUAUCAUUGCAUUUUAAAUA
This is a messenger RNA of Hemiscyllium ocellatum (epaulette shark), 2689 nucleotides long. It is a transcript of the gene gpr146, whose product is annotated as G protein-coupled receptor 146. Gene Ontology annotation, biological process: G protein-coupled receptor signaling pathway. Lineage: Eukaryota; Metazoa; Chordata; Chondrichthyes; Orectolobiformes; Hemiscylliidae. Gene Ontology annotation, cellular component: membrane. The record is from RefSeq and is a predicted model, not a curated record. The transcript is spliced from 4 exons. Gene Ontology annotation, molecular function: G protein-coupled receptor activity. Bases 696 to 1703 code for a protein of 335 amino acids.